AUGUUCAACAUGGUCUCUAGACAGCACAACUGCUCCUCGGACGACUUAUCGUCACGAUGCGGUUCUCAACGCCUUUUCAUCAGAACUGCAGACGCCUUCACCAGCUUAUCAUCAUCCUAUACCUAUCUCGGCGAUUCGUUGGAGGACCAGUCAAAUAUCGAUUCAAUCGUGAAUUCGACGAAUAUGGUGGCAAACAGUUAUUGUUCCAAGCACAGGUCGAAGACUGUCGAUGUGGCCCUGUUGAGGUGUACUCCGGAUGCUCAUCUCCAGUUUGACGUCAAUUGGUCUCAUCACGAUUUCGAAAGCUCACAGACUCCUCCAUACUCACACGAUAUUUAUGCUGUUCGCUCACCAAGCGACGACUAUCCAGUUGAUCUUAAUGAUAUAGACGCAGCACUUGACUGUGAUAUCAGUACCCUGGACGCAUAUCUCCACAGCAUACCCUGCAGCAACACAAAUACUACCGAGUUUACAGUUCCAGAACCGUCAUUCAAGAGUGUAGCUUACUGUUCUUCCCACGAGCGAUUCUCAUCAUCCGACGCUGAUCCAGUCGAGGAGUUUUUUCCGGAUCUUUCCAAAACAUUCGCAGUUCCCUGCACCAAUUCGUCUUCCCGGCGUCGUAGCCAUUCCAGUGGUUAG
Molecule: messenger RNA, 639 nt
Organism: Ostertagia ostertagi
Lineage: Eukaryota; Metazoa; Nematoda; Chromadorea; Rhabditida; Trichostrongylidae
Source: the annotation of a GenBank genome assembly